Messenger RNA from Cordyceps fumosorosea ARSEF 2679, 711 nucleotides. RefSeq names its product O-methyltransferase, family 3. Gene Ontology annotation, molecular function: S-adenosylmethionine-dependent methyltransferase activity; O-methyltransferase activity. The transcript has 3 exons. Lineage: Eukaryota; Fungi; Ascomycota; Sordariomycetes; Hypocreales; Cordycipitaceae. The coding region runs from base 1 to 711 and encodes 236 amino acids. The record is from RefSeq and is a predicted model, not a curated record.
AUGAGACCAGACUGCCCCAGCUUCUUCAGCUCCAUGGACAAGAUCCAGAGAGUCACCGCAUACGCGGCGGAACACUCGAGCUCGCUGCCCAAGCACAUUAUCGACUAUCAUGCCGACGCAUCCAGCCAUGAAGCCUCGAUGAUGUUGACGUCAAACUUCCAGAGCCAGUUUCACACGCUGCUUGCGGCCAUGAUUGGGGCGAAGCGGGUGCUCGAAGUUGGCGUCUAUCUGGGCUACUCAGCAAUGGUAUGGUCCAACGCCGUGGGUCCGGAUGGCCGCGUGACGGGUCUCGAGUCCAACGCCGAGUACGCAAAGCUGGCAGCCGAAGCCAUAGCAGCACGCGGGCUGAACAACGUGGACAUUGUCGUUGGUUCGGCUUUGGAAACUCUUCCGAAACUAGCCACCACGGAGGAGCCGUAUGACCUCGUGUUUCUCGACGCAGACAAGGCCAACAAUCCCGAGUAUAUAAAAUACUUGCUAGCCGCCUCUCACCCUGGGAGCGUUUCUGGUGGCCGCCUGCUCCGCCCGGGCGCGCUCAUUGUCGCCGACAAUGUGCUCCAAGAAGGCCAUGUGCUUGAUGGGGACAGCAAAUCCAAUCCUUUUGUCGAUGGCGUGCGGGCCUAUAAUGACUACUGCAAAGAUCAUGCUAGACUGCAGACUGUAGUACUGCCUCUAUGGGACGGACUCGGUGUUUCGAGGCUUGUCGAUUAG